This is a messenger RNA of Nematolebias whitei (Rio pearlfish), 2205 nucleotides long. RefSeq names its product zinc finger and BTB domain-containing protein 5. Gene Ontology annotation, cellular component: nucleus. Bases 1 to 1863 code for a protein of 620 amino acids. NCBI's taxonomy places the organism in Eukaryota, Metazoa, Chordata, Actinopteri, Cyprinodontiformes, Rivulidae. The transcript has a single exon. The record is from RefSeq and is a predicted model, not a curated record. Gene Ontology annotation, molecular function: DNA-binding transcription factor activity, RNA polymerase II-specific; RNA polymerase II cis-regulatory region sequence-specific DNA binding; protein binding. Gene Ontology annotation, biological process: regulation of transcription by RNA polymerase II.
AUGGACUUCCCGGGUCAUUUCCAGCUCAUUUUCAAACAGCUCAACCAGCAGCGCCUCCACGCGCAGCUGUGCGACUGUGUGGUGAUGGUUGGAGGCCAGACCUUCAGGGCCCACGGCUCCAUCCUGGCCGCCUGCAGUUCUCACUUCAGGGCUCUCCUCGGCUCCAGUGAUGAGGGCCCAGGAGCUCAUAGAGAUGGGGCCCCCAUUGUGAUGGAGCUAGACCCAGAGGUUGUAACCCCAGAGGCCUUCUCCACCCUGCUGGACAUGAUCUACACCUCCACCCUCUCGUUGGGGGUCUCCAAUGUGAUGGAUGUGUUGUUGGCGGCGUCCCAUCUGCACCUCAACACUGUGGUCAAGGCUUGCAAGCUCCACUUGUCCAGGAAGAACUUCCCAACCUCAGCGCCUAAAGGGUGGAGGUCAGUGAAGCAGCAGGUCACAGUGGAGGACUCAGAUAACGAGGACGUAGUAGUGGAGGUGAGUCAGUCUGGUGGACAAGAAGGAGGCAACAGGAAGACGGCCCAAUCUUUGAGACAGAAGAGAAAAUCAAAUGAAGAGAGGCUUGAUGACAAGAAGAGAAUCUCCAGACUGCCUGAAGGGGCCUAUAAGGAGCAUUCACCGACUGUGACCAGGAGCACCGAGGAAGGAGGAGAUCCGUCAUCCCUGGACUGCAUGAAGAUGGCCGUCAGCUGGGAAAACCAAGACCAUGAAGAGGAGGAAAAGAAAUACAAAGCGACCAAGGGAGAGAUGGAGGAAAUCCAGCUGCCAACGCAGUCAGACAGCAGCCCGGGAGGAGCAGAGGUUUGGAAGAAGGGUGAAGAUGGAGACGCCGUGGUUAAAGUAAAAGUGGGAGAGGAAGAGCAGGACGAGUCGACGAUGGCCGCGAUCGAGAUAAAAAAGGAAACUCUUUGCUCGUUUACAUCCGAUUUAGACGCGUUGCCAAACGGUUCUCCUCCACCUUUGCUGCAAGACUGCGCGGGCAGUUUAGAGGCACAGGUGAGCGAUGAGAAAAAGGCCACAGCUGAGACCCACAGGGCCUCUGUGUGCACAGCUGCGCUGAGAGAAGCUGGAGAUUUGGGCGAGGACGCUGUAGAUGGUGAAGGCCUGGACAGCCUUUCUGAGCUGACCUUUUCCUGCUUCCUUAAUCCCUGCAGUGAAAGUGUGAUGGGGGCUCUGGGAGAAGAAGACAGCCUGGUUAGCCUCACAGCUGCUGCUACAGCCAGUGAUGCUCCUACAGAUGUUAGUCUAAGGAGUGAUAAGUCAGAAGAACCGGGCACGUCUUCGACCCAAUGCUCAGAUUCCUCCUCAUCUCUCGUUUUUCCAGUAACCUCGGUCCCCUUGCAGCAGCUCCUUCCAACUCAAAGCUCUGGUUUUAGCGACACCAUCAUCCUCCAGUCAACUCAGAACCCUUUGACAGGGUUCUUCCGACCAGGUCUGGACGCCUCCCUCGUCCAACCCUCCAGGCCUACGAAAAGCUCCGGAGCGACGGCAUUUCGUCGCAUCGCCCCUAAAAUAUCGCCGGGCUCAGAAGCCGGCACGGAUACUUCCUCUGCAGCGGAGCCCACAGACAGACCCACCCUGACCAGAGCUUCAGAGGACGUUUUGUCCAAGUGCAAGAAAGCAGCAGCUGAGGACCACGUGCUGCUGGUGGAAGGGGAGAAGAAGUACGCCUGCAAGAUCUGCUGCAAGACUUUCAUGAACUUGACGGACUGUAAAAAGCACAUCCGUGUGCACACCGGGGAGAAGCCCUAUCCCUGUCCAAAGUGUGGCAAACGCUUCAGCCAGUCCUCUCAUCUCUACAAACACUCGAAGAACAGCUGCAUGAGCUGGAGAGAGGACCAGCCUUUCCCCAACGCUCUGCUCUAGCAAAUAAACUCGACUAAAGACAAAAAUUUACCGAAUUUUUAAGAAAAAAAAAAUCAUAAAAUAGAUUUGUAUGUUUGUGUUUUAUGCUUACAUGAAAUCCAAGUGAACCAUGUUUGUAUUUUAUGAUCCUAUUAAAUUUAGGCAAUAAAAUAUAACUUAACGCAAGCGCAUUCAAAACUAGAGAAAUUGCAUUUUCUGCAAAAAUGCUAAUUGCUGAAUAAUUUGCUAAAAAACAGCUGAAGUUACAUAUGAAAUGUAGUUGAAAUGGACGAACAAACCUAAGUUAGCAGAAGAAAGCAGAACGAACACAUAUUUGCUGAAUUAUGAAUUAUGCUGCACCCA